AUGUUUCGAGAAUACUCAUUACCUAAUUAUUACAAUCCUCAAUAAAAUCUAUUUAAGAAUGCUGGAAUGUAAAGUGUAGAUUUCUAUGGAAAUAUUGGAUAUCCUAAACCAGAACACCCUGUUUUAAUGUAAUAAUAAUACUAUGACAAUUAUCAAUACAAUAAAAUGUUUUCCUCUUAGGUCUUUACUCCUCAUGUAUAACCUAUAUUUAUUGCUGGCCCUAUUUAUAAAAAUGCACCUAUAUUUUAUGGUCCUUAAAAUUUAAGUUAAAGUUUAUUCUAACCAGUUGAAAAAAAAAGGUUUUAGAAUUACAAUUAACCUGAUGAAAUUAUUGAAAAUACGAAUAGUUUAAACUUAUAAUCUAAAUAAUAAUUAGAUGAAAACAUUAAAAUUAGAAAUCAAAUUUUAAAUGCAUGGAAUUUUAUAGAUGAAUAAUAAAAUGAAAUUUAAAAUUAAAGACAUAGUCAGACUUAUAGUGAUAAUAAUACUAGAUCUUAAUAAAAUUAGAAUUUUGAAAAAAAACCUCCUAGAAAACAUGAAUCAAAAAAUAGUGUCAAUUCUUUUAAGUCUUUUGAAGAAGAAAAACCAAAACCAUCAUAAAAACUAUAACCUAUCAAGGAAGAGAAUGAAUAACCUAAAACUAUUUUUUCUACUUAAACAUAAUAGAAAUCAAGAAAAAGAGGUAAAAGGAAUUUAAAAAUUAUUUUAAAAGCUUUAUCAUUUAUACUUAUGUAUUUCUUAUAAAUGAAGAGAACAAUUUUGAAAAGAAAAAAAAUAUAGGUUAGUACUGAAAUAGCAAAUAAAGCUAUGGCUGAAGGUAGUGAUUGGAUAUUAAAAUUUGCUGAAAAUGAUUUAAUGUAAUUUUGGAGCAAAAAAGAAUCAUAUAAUUGGUUAGAAAAUGAUUAACUUUCAGAUAAAGAAAAAUCUAACAGAAUUAGUAAAGUUAAACUUUUUAUUUAAAAACUUUCUAUUAUUAUAUUUGAAAAUUUAAAAGAAUCUUGUUUUAAUCCAGAGUUUUUUUCAUUUUUAGCUUAAAUUACUUAAAAUUUUUAAUUCCCUCCAGAUUAAUAUUUUUUUAAUUUUGAAGUUUCAAGAUUAGAAUUUAAUUCAUUUGGAGCUAUUAAAAAUAUUAAACUUGAAUAAUAAAAAAUGGUACUAGCAUUUUUUAUCUUUAUACGAAUAUUAGGAUUUACAAUUUUAUAUGCUCCAUGGAGUUUAGGACUAAGCAAUAUUAAAAAAACAACAAUUUUAGAAACAAAUUCCUUAAUUGUUGUUUCUGUUUUAUAAGAAUUAGUAAUUGGAGAGUUUAGAGAACUUAAAGUCUUAGAAAAUAAUUAAAAUCAUUUAAGUAACGAAUUAAAAAUUAAUCCUCGUCCACAAGGUCCAUUAAAAGUAUAUAAUAAUAAAUAAAUUCUAAGAUAAUACCGGAUCCAAAAACAUAACAGGAAAAAUUAUAAUUCAAAACUUAACUUGAACCUUUGAUACAUCCUACUUAUAAACUUGAGUAAAUGAAAGAUUUAUUUGAAAAAUAGAUAGAGGUAUUUCUAUGUUUAUAAAAUUUAGUGGGUAGAUAAUAUGAAGGAUAAAUUUGAUCAAAUAUAUGCAUAAUUAGUAAAAAUAACAAAUUCUUGGCAUAGAAAUAACAAAGUUUUAAUAACAACUGGAUUGAAGCAGAAAAAAAAUUAAAGAUUUUGA
Messenger RNA from Paramecium sonneborni, 1695 nucleotides. The record is from the annotation of a GenBank genome assembly. Lineage: Eukaryota; Ciliophora; Oligohymenophorea; Peniculida; Parameciidae.